Molecule: messenger RNA, 4802 nt
Organism: Amoebophrya sp. A25
Lineage: Eukaryota; Dinophyceae; Syndiniales; Amoebophryaceae
Source: the annotation of a GenBank genome assembly
AUUCAUGUCACUUUCUCUCAGGUCUACGAGCUCUGAAGUUCUUGUGAUAGGUGGUCUGUACUCGUGUCGAUAUACGUCACUACGGAGAAGUCAUCUACAGGUAGUACUGACACGCGAAACGGUGUCUGCAUACCGCAUAUUUUUUGCAUUCUACCUCGUGACGUCUCUGAGCGCCACUUGCCCACACUGUUACCUCGACGCCCGUGUUAAAGUAGCACAUUACUUGUAGAUACAGUCCUAGUGGCACAAAAGAGAAAAGAAAAUAAUCUCGAACCCGUGGAAAAAUGUCACUUGUGUAGAACAAAAACUGGCAUUGCAAGAGACGAAAGAGAAGAAAUUGCUUCUAAUCUACUUAUGAGGUACAGGAAAAAAGAACUAGGUCCUGACAAUGAAUUCUAUGCGCUCCAGAGUCGCUUUUUGUGACGACUUUAAGCGUUGUCGGUCACGUCCCUGACGCUGACGGACACACGAAGAGCAAGCGGACAAAGAACGACAGCAAGGAGAUCAAGUUGUUGAAGCAAAGUUGUCGUGGAUCGAAAUACGACCACCAUACAUCAGACCGCUUGUCUGACAACUGUAGAUCAACGCAGUAUUGUUGGCCACUUCGUGACGACUGUCAAUGAGGAUGAACUAGAACACACUUAAACUACUUAUAAAUAUAUUCAGUUGAGAGCGCAGCCGCAGGUGCGACAGGUCUGCAGACGAGACGAACAACAAAUCCAAGAAGAUGUUGCCGCCUCCCCGUGCAGUUGUGUCCGGUUCCCUCCAAGACGUACAAGAAACGGCCUUACAACCACCUGCACACGCGUCGCCUCUGGUGUUUUCCCGGCUGCGGGCUUUGUCUCCGCAUGGUGCAAUGGUACUAGAGAAAGAUAUCUCAUAGUUUCUGUUUCUUGUACAGUGAAGAUAACUUUAAAAAGCAUUUCAUCCUUUUUGUCUGUUGGACACGCUUAACGAAGUACUCAGACUCGAUGAUGGUGCGGAUCAAGGGACGAAUGAAUGAGCCAACCCCAACAUUUACAACAAUCUUUCCUACACAUAGGACGUUCGGGGGAGCAGCUCUUUGAGCAAAAGAAGUGAGGUCAGAUCUGCCUCUGUGCAAACGCAAAGGGUUACGGACCAAGUUCUUAAGGAAGAAAUGUUGCAUCACUCUACUUUUCUUGUCGACGCUCAUUUUUCUUAUCAGGAAAUCAUCUGUGGACAAGAAGUACAGAAGUGCUACUUCUAGUAUGUUUAGUUGUACAAGUACUUAAGUACUACAUUCUAGUACAACAUACAUGCCUCUGUUAUAUAUUUCGGCGCCCAUGCUUGGUUGUGAAAGUGUCAAUGGAGGGCCACCACCGCGUGGUAUGGGUAUCUUCUAAGAACGUUCAUCAAGGCGUUGUGGGGAACCCUGGAGCACGACCUCGCGGCUUAUUGGCCUCUGCAGAUUGGUGCUCAUCUCGUGCCUUGAAAUCAGGCAGUGCGUUGACAAAUGAUCUCACUGCCCUAUUUUCAUCGACCACAGCAUCUUCUUCUUCAUCCCGAGGAAAUGGCAGUAGUAAAAAAGACAAGGAUCAUUCUACAAUUUGUACUAGAAGAAGUGGCGUUACUCCUGGUGCCAGUUCAUCUGCAGCAGCCACUGACAUAAGCGGAAAUUACAUACUAACGAAUCCGGCCUCCACCUCUAGGACCACCGCAGCAACUCACUUUUUGUCCUCGUCUAGGACUAGCGCAGCGUCACAAACAAGAAGCGGGAUAGUGACACCCUUCGGCGGCGGUCUUCGAACCCCAUUCCCCCUGUCUGCUACCACCGCGACCUCCUCCUGGAACAACCCUCUAAUAGCGAAGAACAACAACAAUUCCACGACCAGCAAUUCGACUAUAAUGAGUACUACCACUACACCCUGUCUAAUAUUCCAACCUCCUCGUCGCGCUCGCCUUGCUAGUAGUGCUUCGACCACAAAUGGAGGAGCUCCUGCUUAUGAAGAGAGUAAGAAUAACUCUUCUGUUGAAUCUGAGCAUAGAAGUUCAUCUGAAGGAGGGCUGACCCGGACAGGCGCUGGAUCCGUUCUGCUGCCGACAAGAAGUGAGACCCUAUCAUCAGUGGUGGAGGACGUCAUUACUUCUACGUCUAGCUCUUCUCGAGACCAGGCAGGAGGCGCCUUCCACGGGAGCGACUCGUUCCACGAUGGGAGCAGCGCACCCUACGAAAUACUAGAAGAUUCUGGCGUCCGCGCACAGGCUGUUGCUGUUAGAAAGACUGAAAACACCAGUAGAGGGGAGAACUACGAAGAACAUGAUCUACCUCAAGGUCAACAUCCAGUACGACAAGCUUCUAAAGAUAUGAUGAUCUUCAAGACGAAGCCGAAUUGCACUAGUACAACUAGUUCUACAGACCAAAAGAUGAGGACGAAACGAAAAUUGCACUACCAUGAUGACGAGGAGCCGCAUGGAGACCACGAGGACUCUUCAUCCGAACUGUUAGAUGAGGACGAAAAAUCCUCCUCUCACUCUUUUGAAGAUUCUUCCUCAUCUAAGAGUACAACGUAUAAUGAGCAAGCGACCGUUUCAACAAGUGGCUCGCCUGGAGAGGACUACUUUGGCGGUUCCUCGUCAGCCUCACGCUCUCCGACAGAAGAAGAAACUCUAGCAGGAGGAGUAGCAGUAAUGGGAGGGAUGGCAGUAAAAACAGUAGAAACUACACCAGUGACCACAGCUACAAAUAACCUUUCCGCGCCUUCCUCGUCGAAGGAUUUUCUGCCUGUACACAGUGAGCAGCAGAUGAGAAGAGGGCAGUCUCCGGAAGUCAGAUUUGGUCGAUUCACCAGAACAACGCCGCAUGGAACAGCGCAAGGAAUGUGUCCGGGCUCGGGGGGAACCUCCCAGCAAGGUCCUCCUGCGAUGCUGUUUUGUCCCCUGUCACGAACGACAAAGUUCUCAGCAGGAUCUCUUGUUUCAUCUGCGCAACAGCCUCUUGCUGCCACUACUGGUUUGUGCUCUGCUGGGGUCGUGCCACCUCUUCUGCAAACCUCCUCGAGUAGGCUAUCCACGCCGACUGCUGCGAGUCAGGCAGGAGGGGAGAGGCAACGUCUAUUCUUGCCAUCGAGUGACGCACAGAAAUUGCCAACGCCGAUCCUCUAUUCAACGUCCUGUGAAGCGGGUGCGCCUGCUUUGCUAACUCCCACUUCCUCUACAACGGACAUGAUAAAAAAGGGCACAGCGGACAUCAACGGUGGAAGCAGAUCUUCUUCUUCUUCUUCUUCUUCUUCUUCUUCUUCUUCUUCUGCUGUUGUUGACGAGCAAACAGCGCCUCCUGUUGUGGCAGGCGAUAGCAAACAUCUAACUGCAAGCCGGAGCUCUUUGGAGGAUGAUCUUGGAGCAGCAAAGAAGGAGAUCGAAACUUUGCGAGGGAAGUUGCGCAACGCCGCAAUUCUUGUUGGAGCGCGAAAGAAAACCGCAGAAGAUUUGAUGUUGAAAGCCCGCGCCUUUCGAAAACUCCAAUUCUACAGACUGUCAGAGGAACGCGGACGACUGGGAAUUGGAACAGGAUCGCAACAGGAGAAUCUUCGGCGAAGGCAUAAAAGGAACACUGCUUUUCAUCAACAUCCUAAAAAGAAUAUAAUGACCUCCUCGUCUCAGAAAUCCUCAAGAUCCAGUACACCCACAGCAGCUUCGGAAUUGCAGCAACGGGAGCAGGAGACAGGCAAAGCAAGUCGCUUUGUAGCAAAGGCAGGAAGUGGAUCCGCUCCUGUGAGCACAUCUUUUAAGGUUUCUCCUCUCUCGUAUUUUCCGGCUCUUCUCUCACGCUUAGACGAGGAGUCAUUAUAUCAAAUAUCAUUUCGAUUCUGGGAUUCGUAGAGGUGAAGAAAUAAGAGGUUGAGAAAGUUUUUCAGCUUAGAAUAGCUGUCGUCAAGUAGAAGAAGAAUAGGGUUUAGGGUAAUCGUCAAUGGGGACUACCACGACUCCGUCUUCCAUGUAUUUUUAUUUCCUUAUUGUUUCUAAUUUGCUUCAACGUGAAUGAUUUCCUACUUCUCCAAACUCCUUCUAUCAAUUGUCUGGGCUCUAAUUAUUCUCUCUCGAGCAGCAGUCGUGGAUCUCGAAGUCAGUCGCAAAAUAGUCAGAGCAAGGCAGCAUCCUCUACUCGACUUCUUAUGGAGACGAUUAGUGAAAAGCAGGCUUCGAGUUCGAAUGGAACCGCUUUUGCGGAAGCGGAGGAGGCAAUGGCAGCAUCACGGUCGAAGAUAGAUGGUUCCCGUCUCGAGACAGGUCGCCGCGUGUUUUUCAUGGAUGGCGCAAGGCUAUUGAUCGUGGACAAACCAACAUAAUCAUGAUGAAUAUUAGUGUAUUCUUGACGGCAGCUAUCCUUCUAGUACUUGUACUUGACUCUAAUUCUUCUCUCUCAACGUGAAUGAGUCGGAUGUGCGCAUGACCAUGACUAUGACAAGUGUGCGCAUGAUGUUUUGCAUAUUACACUUUUUGAUGAUGUUGAUGAUUACAACUUCUCGGGAAGGACCUCGAGUUUUUCCUCACUUACAUCACUUACAUCAAAUACCGGUAGCUUACUUUUUCAUCAAGGAGUAAAAAAAGAUAAAUAUGAUCAAGGACUAUCUACUGGAUUCUUUGGAAAAAUAGCAACGUCAUCACGAUGGAUCCAUGGGACAGCAUUUUGACCCAAUGGCCUAGACUCUGACUUUUCGAGGUAUGCCAUGUGAUAUCCAACACCAACACCUUACUGGUCAUGUUGACCAACAAGUGUAAGUACACACUUCAUCGCUACGAAGAGCCGGUGUCGUGUAGAAACGACGGGACGAAAAAUAGAU